Molecule: messenger RNA, 2999 nt
Organism: Oncorhynchus mykiss (rainbow trout)
Lineage: Eukaryota; Metazoa; Chordata; Actinopteri; Salmoniformes; Salmonidae
Source: RefSeq, a predicted model, not a curated record
AAUGAGAACUUGUUCUCAACUAGCCUACCUGGUUAAAUAAAGGCGAAAUAAAAAUAAAAAGAUUGUGUGUCGGGGAUCUUAAACUAAUCUUCCCCAUACAGAAGACACCUUCGUCCAAUUACUUUUAUGUGUAAUGUCAUGGAACUGAGAGUCAUGAUAAAUGUCCAACUGCCUGCCAGACCAGUGAAAACAAUUAUGCUGGCUUGCGCAGCAAUCAAGCAGAUUUAAAAAUAUAUAUAUUUCGGAUCUAUUUCGGUCUGAUAGACCAGACCCAAUUUGGAUCUGAUUCACCCUCAUCUCUGAAAUAUUUUGGGUCGACCCACCUCGGAUUCAAAACGGAAUUGAUUUUCAAAAAAUGACGGGGUCCUGUAGGUGUCGGAUGGGAAUUUUACAGAUCCAAUUCGGUUCAGAUCUCAAUUUUGGGAUUCGAGAAAUGUGCAAUUCACACUCCAAACUGUGAACGGCAGCAAUACCGCAACACGGCGUCUAGUCCGUUAACACGAAGAAGUUAACGGACGCGAACAGUGCCCAAGAGUAAUUAAUACGUUAGUAUUUUUAUUGUUGUUAUUUAAACGGUUAUUAACACUCUGGAAUUCAAAAUGUGACUAAUUUAACUGCAAAGUAUCAAAUACUUACCGGCUAUAGUGUUUAAUUCGCGUUGGAGACAGGACUUGAAUGAUAUAUGUUAUCUAGGUAACGCUAGUUGUCGAGCUGCUAACAAUGGCUAACUCUAACUGCAUGGUUUUUCACACUCAAAUAGCCUCUAUAAUGGAGGUGUUAGCGAAUGCAGCCGUGGCAGAGAUCUGUAAACUCGUAGACGACGACUAUGCAGUGUUUCGUUUGGAAAUAACUCAAAGCCAGAAAGAAAACAGGGCAUUACGGAGGAAACUACUGGAAGUUAAGGUGGCACGGGAGCGCGCAGAGAGGACAUUGCGGGAGCGCGUCGUCGCCAGUCGUCCCAGUAGUGUCAAGAUCCUCGACCGAUACAGAGGAAUGGCAAGAGGUGAAGGACAUCUCACUGGAGGCCACAGGAGCUUUGUGAAGUCAGCGGGACGCAAUACAUGGAGUGAUGACCAACCAAUCACUGUUGGUGAGGGGAGUGGAACCUCAACCCAGCACGUUAUCAUGAUAGAGUCUGCAGAGGCUGCAGGUCCUGGAGGAUCCUCUGUGGUCAAGCAGGAGAGGACUGAAGGAGAGGAGGACCCACAACAGAGCAGAGACAUCGAGACUGGAACAGCGGCUGUACUAGUGCCCCCUGCAGCCACGGAUCACCUAUCCACUGCUGCGCCCCAGCCCAGGACGCAAUGCAGCAUGGUGGAGGUCAGUGGAAUUCCGAACACGGCCCUCAAGUCAGAGAUGGACACAGAGACUUUAGUUGUAACACAGAGGCUUUUACACACAGGAUCUGACCACAGGCCAGACCCAGAGAGUCUGGGGCUGGGGAGACUGGUCUGUCCACCUGCUACCGGAUCAGAGUUUUUACUUUACAGUAAUCCGAGACCGAGGACUGUUCAUUCCCAUCGGGACUCAGGUGACACAUUAGAGACUGGCAAUGAUCCGUCUUGUUCUUACUCUACAGAGGUGGACCGUGGCAACAUGCCCUUGGAUUUGGAGACACAGACUGAUCUGUCUAGAGCGGACUGGAACCCCUACAGUAGUAGUGUAUACUCUGAAGGGUGCCUAGAUAAGAAAGGGGAAGUUAUAGUGGUUGAUGAAGUGACUGUGAAAGUGGAGGGCGACGCUCUUCUGGCAUGGAAUGUAGACGAGACUCACUUAGGAGAAGGACACUCACAUGGCAGAGAUUUCUUAGAUUACAGGGGAAGCUUAAAAACAAAUCUAAAUGUCCCGACUCACUCCCCUUUACACGCAUUCAGGGAUCGCGACCCAGUGUCCACAUCAAUGGCACCUUCCGAUUCACAUGGCCGCAUCUUUUUCGAUCAGGUAUUGAACUCAAACGACAUGGCUAAAGCCCAGGCUCAGGGAGGGGGAGCCACUUCAGGCAAUAGUAAAGAGAAACAGUUCCUCUGCAUGUUCUGUAACAAAGGCUUCACCUGCCCUCAGAAGGUGGAGAUCCACCAGAGGGUCCACACAGGAGUGAAACCCUUCAGCUGUACCCAGUGUCACAUGCGCUUCGCCCUGGCUGGCAACCUGAAGAGACACCAGAUGGUCCACACAGGGGAGAAACCCUUCAGCUGCCCCCAGUGUGAGAAGAGGUUCUCCCAGGCUGGUGACCUGAAGAGGCACCAGAGGGUCCACACAGGGGAGAAACCCUUCAGCUGUACCCAGUGUCACAUGCGCUUCGCCCUGGCUGGCAACCUGAAGAUGCACCUGAAGGUCCACACGGGAGAAAAGCCGUUUGUCUGUACACACUGCGGGAAGAGGUUCUCCGAGAGGAGCUACCUCAGUAUACACCAGCAGAAAAACCAUUCCACUCUAUAACAUAGAAAGUAACCAUUCCACUUGAUAUCCUCUGACGUUUAGAUGAAACCCUGCACAAAGACAAAUAGAUUGAUAUUGUUGUCAGUGGAAAAUAUCCACAGAUUCAUUUAGAAUAACGAGUGUAACAGAUUUCAGUGUUGAAUAUUGCAUCCAGGCAUUGUGUGAUAUACACGGAGUGUAUGAAACAUAAAGAACACCUUCCUAAUAUUGAGUCGUACCACCCCCUUUUACCCUCAGCACAGACUCAAUUCGUCAGGGACAUGGACUUUACAAGAUGUCGAAAGCAUUUCCCAGGGAUGCUGGCACGUGUUGACUCCAUUGCCUCUCCCACAUUUGUGUCAAGUUCCUUUGUGGUGGACUAUUCUUGAUACACACGAGAAACUGUUGAGCUUGAAAAACCCAGCAGCGUUCCAGUUCUUGACACAAACUAGUGCCCCUACUACCAUCCCCCGUUUUAAAGGCACUUAAAUAUUUUAUCUUUCCCAAUAACCCUCUGAAUGGCACACAUACACAAUCCCUGUCUCAAUUGCCUCAAGGCUUAAAAUUCCUUUAACCUGUCU